AACAUGAAUCUGGAGAGCUACUUUGAGAGGAUUGGCUACAAUGGUCCUUCUGACAAAGCAGAUCUGGAAACCCUAAAGAAUCUCCACCGGCAACAUGUCCUGUCAAUCCCAUUUGAAAACCUCAGCAUUCACUGUGGAGAGUGGAUCACCACGGACCUGGAGUCCAUCUACACCAAAAUUGUGAAGAAUAAUCGAGGGGGUUGGUGCAUGGAAAACAACCAUCUCUUCUCAUGGGUACUGAAAGAGAUGGGCUACACCAACACAACACUGGGGUCAAGAGUGUUCAAUAGAGACAAAAAAGAAUUUAACCCAAAUGAGUCCCAUCUCAUUAACAAGGUCCUAAUUAAUGGGAAAUCAUACAUUGCAGAUGUGAGCUUUGGGGUGUCUUAUCAACUAUGGCAUCCCAUUGAACUCGUCUCAGGCAAAGAUCAACCACAGCUCCCUGGUGUGUUCCGCCUUGUGGAGAAAAGUGGAGUGUGGAUUUUAGAGAAAACAGGAAGAAAGCCCCUUAUUCCAAAUGAGAGCUUUGCCAAUUCAAGUCUUAUAAACAAAAGCUUAACUUCACAAAUGUACUCCUUCACUCUAAAACCACGGGGCAUUGACCACUUCCAGGAGACCUCUAAUUUCUAUCAGACCUCACCAGAGGCUCUAUUCACAAACAAGUCCAUCUGCUCCCUGCAGACACCCACUGGAUUCAAGGCACUCAUUGGCUGGACAUAUAGUGAAGUCACCUACAAUUACCAAGAUGGGAUUGAUCUGCUUGAUAUGAAGGAUAUAGCCAAUGAUGAAAUAGAUAAAGUAUUAAAGGAAGAAUUUUCCCUGUCAUUAAAGAGUAAACUUACUCCCAAAAACACAAAAGUCUGCUUCAACCUGUAGUCCAGUAACCACAUCUGGUUGAAGCAAAAUUUGCUCAUCGUUACAUAUCCUUUCUUAUUUAAAUGCAAGACUAACCAUCCAUAUGGAUAAUUCAUACACAGAACUUUUUAUGAAAUGUAUGAUAACGGGAAAACAGUGAAUGUGGGCAGCUGAUCUAUCAGUGCUGGUUACUAGUGCGUCAUGAUUUGGACAGCGGUACAAUUUCUGUUGUUUUGGCUCUGUACUCCAGCACAUUGGAUUUGAAAUGAAAAAUUAAAUGAGACUGUCACCUUUAAUUUGAGGCUAUUUACAUACAUAUUGGGCAAUCCAUGCAAUCCAUUACAUCCCUUAUUAGGUGCUUCAUCCCACAACAAGGCAUGAUCCAAAACAUACACAAGUACAUGUCUCUU
Molecule: messenger RNA, 1265 nt
Organism: Conger conger (European conger)
Lineage: Eukaryota; Metazoa; Chordata; Actinopteri; Anguilliformes; Congridae
Product: arylamine N-acetyltransferase, pineal gland isozyme NAT-10-like
Exons: 1
Coding region: 4-876 (290 amino acids)
Molecular function (GO): acetyltransferase activity
Source: RefSeq, a predicted model, not a curated record